CCUUAGUUUGUCGCGGUGAACCCUGCCCGUCGGUCGAACCGAGCGGCGCCACCUGUAGCCUGUAGCGCACCGCGUCGCGAGUGCAACCGUCUGUGAGUGUGUGUGAGUGAGUGCAACCGUCUGUGAGUGUGUGAGAGUGUGCGCGAGUGUCCGUGGAGCCAGAGCGCCCCUUUCCCAACACCCGACGCCAUCUGGUGCCUCAGAUGGUGGGCAGUCGACCACCACCGCGCUCUUGGUGACCACGACGACCACCGCCGUCGCGGUCCGUCGGACGCAGCAGCGUGCCUAGUGCUCCGCGACCGCGAGCAACACCAUGAACUACAACAGGGACUACAGCGGCAGCUGCGACGGCUACGGCAGCCGGCGGCAGGACUUCCGCGGCCAGGGCGGCUACGGCUGGCAGCAGGACCAGCAGGGCUCCAACAACCGCGGCGGCAGCUACGGCCAGGACUACGGCCAGGACUACGGCCAGGACUAUGGCCGCCAGCGCGGCGGCGGCUACAAUGCCCAGAAGCCGGUCGAGGAGACGGAGAUGGUCGUCAAGAAGGCCGUGAACAUCGUCAAAUACCUGCCCUCGAUAUACAGCCUGAAAGUGGUUGGAGAGAAAGGAUCUGGCAUCAGAGCAAGGGGCGAAGUCCAGGACUUCCACAAGAUUCAAGCGCAGUGUUUGUCGGAAGGUGUUCUGUGGGAGGAUCCAAAUUUCCCAGCGGUAGACUCUUCUAUAUUCUACACGAGAGGACCACCAAAGCCAUUCGAAUGGAGAAGACCAGGGGAAAUUACAGGGGACCCACAGUUUAUGGUGGAUGGUGCCUCUCGGUUCGAUAUCCAGCAGGGAGAGCUUGGAGAUUGUUGGCUGCUGGCAGCUGUAGCAAAUCUUACCCUACACGAUGAUCUCUUCUUCCAAGUCGUUCCAGAUGAUCAGGGAUUUGAGGGCAAUUACUGUGGUGUAUUUCAUUUCAGGUUUUGGCAGUAUGGUAGAUGGCUGGAUGUUGUAAUAGAUGACCGUCUACCCACAGUGUACGGUGAACUAGUAUUCCUCCACUCCGCAACUAAAAAUGAAUUCUGGAGCGCACUUUUAGAAAAGGCAUACGCGAAGCUGCACGGGUCGUACGAGGCGCUCAAGGGAGGCACCACCUGCGAGGGCAUGGAGGACUUCACUGGCGGAGUGACUGAAAUGUACGAGCUGAAGGAGGCGCCCAGCAACCUGUACAAAGUGCUCCUGAAGGCCUACGAGCGCUCCUCGCUGAUGGCGUGCUCCAUCGAGCCGGACCCCUACGUGACGGAGGCGCGGACGGACUCCGGGCUGGUGAAGGGCCACGCGUACUCCAUCACGCGCGUGCAGUACGUGGACGUGCAGACCCCGAGGCGGAGCGGCAAGAUCCCCCUCAUCCGCCUGCGCAACCCCUGGGGCAACGAGGCGGAGUGGAACGGACCCUGGAGCGACCAGUCACCCGAAUGGAGGCUCAUCCCAGACCAUUCAAGAGAGGAGAUUGGGCUGACCUUUGACGACGAUGGUGAAUUUUGGAUGUCAUACGAAGACUUUUUAAAACAUUUCACUCAGUUGGAGAUGUGUAACUUGAGUCCAGAUUCCAUGGAAGAUGAUAACAUUAAGAAAUGGGAAGCCAACACAUUUGAAGGAGAAUGGGUCAGAGGUGUCACUGCUGGAGGAUGCAGGAACUACCUUGAUACGUUUUGGCACAAUCCGCAGUACAGAAUUACCUUAACAGACGUUGAUGAAGAUGAUGAUGAAAACAGAUGUACUGUAAUUGUAGCUUUAAUGCAGAAAAACCGGCGUGCUCAGCGUAAAAAAGGAAUGGAAUGCCUCACUAUAGGAUUUGCAGUAUACAAUCUGGGACAUGAUCCUGAUAGUUUACCAAAGCCAUUGGAUUAUAACUUUUUCAAGUACAAUGCUUCUUGUGCAAGAUCUCCUUCUUUCAUCAAUCUACGUGAAGUUAGUUGCAGAUUUAAGCUUCCUCCUGGAUCUUAUUGUAUUGUGCCAUCCACAUUUGAACCCAAUGAUCAGGGCGAAUUCCUUCUCCGAGUAUAUUCAGAAAAGCGUAAUAACAUGGAGGAACAUGAUGAAGAAGUUGGCAUUGGUCACCUUGAUCCUAGAGUGAAGGAUGAGGAUGAAGACACUGAGCUAGCUAAGAAGGAUGAAAAGGUUAAAGCACUGUUCCUCAAGCUGGCGGGUGAGGAUGGUGAGGUUGACUGGAUGGAGCUGAAGGAAAUCAUGGACUACACCAUGCGGAACGAGCUGCCCAGUAGACCUAGACCCCCGACCCAUCAGCAGAUUGCACCUGCGGAAGAUGACACCCUGGUUGGCCAGCUGGUUAACCUGUUGUGUGGAGUCAUUUGCAAGGAUACACCAUUUGGUGCGGCAUUUGCCUCUGGUGGCGAAGGACAUGCCGCUGACACGCGAUCAUCUGGCUUUGCUAAGGAAGUUUGCCGCAGUAUGGUUGCCAUGAUGGAUGCUGAUCACUCUGGCAAGCUGGGAUAUGAGGAGUUCAAAAUCCUUUGGACAGAUAUCAGACACUGGAGGAAAGUGUUCAAGCUUUAUAGCAAAGAGGGCCAAGGGUUCUUGAGUGCAUUUGAGCUCAGGCAAGCUCUCAAUUCGGCUGGCUAUCGCCUCAACAACCACAUCCUGAACAUCUUGUUCCACCGAUAUGGUGCUGCAGAUGGCACAAUUACAUUUGAUGACUUUAUGAUGUGUGCCAUUCGCAUGAAAACCAUGAUAGAUCUGUUCAGGGAGAGAGACCCAGAUAAUACCAAUACUGUUUCUUUCUCCCUUGAAGAAUGGAUGGAGAAGACACUCUACUCAUAGUCAGUGCUUCACUUCUGGACACAUCUCUACAUUUCUCUUGCUUUUGUACUUCAGCUCUAUUUUCUUACUUAUCAAUGUUCUCUACAUAAUGAUAUUAUUAACUUAAUGUUUUCAUUGUUUUUGGAACUGUCCAACCAAGUGGUAUUGAUCUUAAUGGGGCUUCGGCGCUCACUGCCUGGUCAAUUGUAUUAUAUCUGUUAUAAUUUAAUUUUUGUUUUGUUUUUGGCCUGUGAAGCCUGUAUCCAUAUUUUUUCAGGCUGCUUUGUUGUUUAUUGUCGUUUAAUUGUCACCCUCUGCCAAUCUCUGUUAACAGGGUGUUUGCCUUUGAGAAUUGUGUGAUGCUAUUUAAUAAUUAAUUUAACUGUCUAUUUUUCUUUCUUGUGCUUCCUGAUGUAAGAAGAAAAGAUUUUACCUCUUAAUGUCGUGUUUACUUUCAAUAAAUUUUAUUUUAUUCUUUUGUA
Thrips palmi is the source of this 3282-nucleotide messenger RNA. Its product is annotated as calpain-A-like. Gene Ontology annotation, biological process: proteolysis. Bases 314 to 2821 code for a protein of 835 amino acids. The record is from RefSeq and is a predicted model, not a curated record. NCBI's taxonomy places the organism in Eukaryota, Metazoa, Arthropoda, Insecta, Thysanoptera, Thripidae. The transcript is spliced from 15 exons. Gene Ontology annotation, cellular component: cytoplasm. Gene Ontology annotation, molecular function: calcium ion binding; calcium-dependent cysteine-type endopeptidase activity.